This is a messenger RNA of Ruditapes philippinarum (Manila clam), 1248 nucleotides long. The record is from the annotation of a RefSeq genome assembly. Lineage: Eukaryota; Metazoa; Mollusca; Bivalvia; Venerida; Veneridae.
AUGCAAAGUGCUUUGUUAGCUUGAAUUUGGAAAACAAGAGAAGGAGGGACUUUCGUAAAUUGAAAAAAUAAUGGAUUUACUUCUUUAUUGGGUCCUUCAGUUUACAAUCUUCCUGUUCCUUUAAAUUUAAGGAGAAUGUGGAAUUUUGGUUCUUUACUAAUUGUGUGUUUAAUAUCUCAAAUUAUUAGUGGAUUACUUAUAGCUGUUCAUUAUACUCCAGAAGUAGAUCAAGCUUUUCAUUCGGUGGUUCAUAUUAUGCGGGAUGUAAAUGGUGGGUGAUUUCUUCGGAGGAUUCAUGCUAAUGGUGCUUCUGUAUUUUUUUUAUUAAUUUAUUUUCAUAUGGGACGUGGGGUUUAUUAUCAUUCAUUCCAUAUGACUGGUACUUGAUUAGUUGGGUGUUUGAUUUUUGUCAUACUAAUAGUAACUGCUUUUACUGGGUAUGUUCUUCCUUGAGGUCAAAUAUCCUUUUGAGGUGCAACUGUUAUUACUAACCUGUUUGGUGCUAUUCCUUAUGUUGGUAAUAUAUUAAUAGAGUGAAUUUGAGGAGGUCAUUGCGUUGGUGAUGCUAGUUUAAAACGAUUCUUUGUUCUUCAUUUUCUUUCACCUUUUAUUAUUUUGGCUUUAGUUGUGGUUCAUAUUGUUUUUCUUCAUAGUACUGGCUCGAGAAACCCUAUAGGAAUCGAUAGAGACGGGGAUGUGGUUCCUUUUCAUAGCUACUAUUUUUUAAAAGAUCUUGUUGGAAUGGCUUUAAUAGAAGCUUUAUUAAUUUUACUAUGUUUAAUGAAACCAGACUUAUUCUUAGAUCCAACUAAUUUUAUUCCUGCUAACCCAAUAAAAACACCUGUUCAUAUUCAGCCUGAGUGGUAUUUUUUGUUUGCAUAUAGAAUUCUUCGAAGAGUACCAAAUAAAUUGGGUGGUAUUAGAGCUUUAGCCGCUUCUGUUGUUGUUUUGUUCUUUUUACCUUUAUACCCAAAAACUGUUUUUCGAGGUGUAAGAAUAAAUAUGGUAGCUCAGGUUAUGUUUUUUGCGUUUGUUGGUAAUUUUAUUCUGCUUACAUUUAUUGGGAUGUGCCCGGUAGAAGAACCAUUUAUUAGUUUGGGAGGUUUAGCUAGGGUGUUUUAUUUUUUAUUUUUUGCUGCUUACCCACUUAGUUGGUUUUUAUAUGAGUAUAUUUUUAUAAUAAGUUAUAACGUAGUAUCAAUUACUAGUGGUUUUAGAAGGCAUAGUUUUAAAUCUUUAACUGUCUAA